AACAAAAACAAAGUCUAGAAACUAAACUUCUUAAACCAAUUGUGUUGUGUGUUCAUAUAUGUACUUAUAGAACAAACAUGCAACAUUUGAGAUUUGUAAUAAAACAGGCUGCAGCAGCUGUCGCCCAGCAGCAACACUUGCGCCCAUUGUCAAUCCAUUGGAAUUUGGCCCAGAACCAAAAGCCGGUGGGUGGAAAUCCAGGUGCACCCAAGCCCAGAGACACCCGGGGCCCCAAGCCGUCUGCCCAGAAGAUCACCCUCAUCCAGCAGAAUCAGUCGAUGAGCAUAACCACCUUGGAGGAGGCCCAGAAAUUGGCCAAAAGGAGGGAUCUGCACCUGUUGCGCUUGGAGCAAACGGAUGCCAAAACAGGAAGAGCAAUGUUCAAACUAGUCACUGCUGCCGAAAUGCUGUCGGAUGAUGCAGAUCAGUCGAAAUCCUCGUCCGAUAAAGCCAAGGAAAAGAAGUCCGAGAAGUCCCUUACCAUUGGUGCCCGCAUCACAGAGCAUGAUCUCUCCUCAAGGCUCAAGAACAUUGUCAAGUGGCUGGCCAAGCGGCACGAGGUACGCAUCCUCAUUCAGGGCAAUUCCAGUGGAUCCGAUGAAAGCAGCUCCGAGCGCAUCGUCAAAGCCAUCGAACAGACCAUCAAGGAGCCACAGUUGAUUGGCAGAAUAGUUCAAAAGCGCAGCAAGAGCAGCUUCAUUAAGUUCAGCAUUAUCCCAGUUGCUGCACCACCUGUCGCCGCUGAUAAACCCAAUGCAGUCCAGUCCUGACAACUACCGCCGUUGCCUCGGAUGAGCCAUGAUAACGGCACGGUAAUAGCAAAGCCUCAGAACUUCGCCUUUCAAAUGUCUGCCCGCCAUUUUUCUGAUGGGAUCAAAAAGGAACAUGAAAAGCCCGUCGAGAUAAGUACCGCUUCCAUCAUCACAACUGGUGCUAUUUUUCUUUUGUUUUUCUUUAAAUAUUUCUACUGGCAUCAGCAUUUUAUGAAACUCAAGAAGGAACAAGAACAAGAAGCCCAAAGAAAGAACACAAAAAAAAGGAAAGAUCUUCCUGACCACCUUGAUCAAAACCUGAACAACAACGAUUAGUGCUUUAAAACCUGUUUUAAUAACUGUUAAUUGGCUCAAAAUUAUACCAUUAUCAUAAAUAAAACACCAUCAAAUCGUA
This is a messenger RNA of Drosophila suzukii, 1167 nucleotides long. It is a transcript of the gene mIF3, whose product is annotated as mitochondrial translation initiation factor 3. Gene Ontology annotation, biological process: mitochondrial translational initiation; ribosome disassembly. Gene Ontology annotation, molecular function: translation initiation factor activity; ribosome binding. Gene Ontology annotation, cellular component: mitochondrion. The record is from RefSeq and is a predicted model, not a curated record. NCBI's taxonomy places the organism in Eukaryota, Metazoa, Arthropoda, Insecta, Diptera, Drosophilidae.